CUGGGAGCCGGGUGGGGAGGCGCGGGGCGAGCCGGGGGGUUCCAGACGCGCCUCCACCGCCGCCGGGCCGGAGGCAGGCAUGGCUGAGGGCGUGUGAGCGCCGAGCGCUAAGGGCCGCCGCCACCAUGCCAGGGGGCGCAGGCGCCGCCCGGCUCUGCUUGCUGGCGCUCGCCCUGCAGCUCCUCCGGCCGCUGGCGGCGCGGGAGCCUGGAUGGACAAGAGGAAGUGGGGAAGGCAGCCCCAAGCUGCAGCAUGAACUAAUCAUACCUCAGUGGAAGACUCCAGAAAGCCCCGUGAGAGAAAAGCAUCCACUCAAAGCUGAGCUCAGGGUAAUGGCUGAGGGGCGAGAACUGAUCCUGGACCUGGAGAAGAAUGAGCAACUUUUUGCUCCUUCCUACACAGAAACCCAUUAUACUUCAAGUGGUAACCCUCAAACCACCACACUGAAAUCGGAGGAUCACUGCUUUUACCACGGCACAGUGAGGGAGACAGAGCUGUCCAGCGUCACGCUCAGCACCUGCCGGGGAAUUAGAGGACUGAUUACAGUGAGCAGCAACCUCAGCUACGUCAUCGAGCCCCUCCCUGACAGCGAGGGCCAACACCUUAUUUACAGAUCUGAACAUCUCAAGCCGCCCCCGGGAAACUGUGGGUUCGGGCACUCCAAGCCCAGCACCAGGGACUGGGCUCUUCAGUUUACACAACAGACCAAGAAGCGACCUCGCAGGAUGAAAAGGGAAGAUUUAAACUCCAUGAAGUAUGUGGAGCUUUACCUCGUGGCUGAUUAUGCAGAGUUUCAGAAGAAUCGACGAGACCAGGACGCCACCAAACACAAGCUCAUAGAGAUCGCCAACUAUGUUGAUAAGUUUUACCGAUCCUUGAACAUCCGGAUUGCUCUCGUGGGCUUGGAAGUGUGGACUCACGGGAACAUGUGUGAAGUUUCAGAGAAUCCAUACUCUACCCUCUGGUCCUUUCUCAGUUGGAGGCGCAAGCUGCUUGCCCAGAAGUACCAUGACAACGCCCAAUUAAUCACGGGCAUGUCCUUCCACGGCACCACCAUCGGCCUGGCCCCCCUCAUGGCCAUGUGCUCUGUGUACCAGUCUGGAGGAGUCAACAUGGACCACUCCGAGAAUGCCAUUGGCGUGGCUGCCACCAUGGCCCAUGAGAUGGGCCACAACUUUGGCAUGACUCAUGAUUCUGCGGAUUGCUGCUCGGCCAGUGCGGCUGACGGUGGGUGCAUCAUGGCAGCUGCCACCGGGCACCCCUUUCCCAAAGUGUUCAAUGGAUGCAACAGGAGGGAGCUGGACAGAUAUCUGCAGUCAGGUGGUGGAAUGUGUCUCUCCAACAUGCCAGAUACCAGGACGCUGUAUGGAGGCCGGAGGUGUGGGAAUGGGUACCUGGAAGAUGGGGAAGAGUGUGACUGUGGAGAAGAAGAGGAAUGUAACAACCCCUGCUGCAAUGCCUCUAAUUGCACCCUGAGGCCAGGGGCGGAGUGUGCUCAUGGCUCCUGCUGCCACCAGUGUAAGCUGCUGGCUCCUGGGACCCUGUGCCGUGAGCAGGCCCGGCAGUGUGACCUCCCAGAGUUCUGUACGGGCAAGUCUCCCCACUGCCCCACCAACUUCUACCAGAUGGAUGGUACCCCCUGUGAGGGUGGCCAGGCCUACUGCUACAACGGCAUGUGCCUCACCUACCAGGAGCAGUGUCAGCAGCUAUGGGGACCCGGAGCCCGACCUGCCCCUGACCUGUGCUUCGAGAAGGUGAAUGUGGCAGGAGACACCUUUGGAAACUGUGGAAAGGACAUGAAUGGUGAACACAGGAAGUGCAACACAAGAGAUGCGAAGUGUGGGAAGAUCCAGUGUCAGAGCUCCGAGGCCCGGCCCCUGGAGUCCAACGCGGUGCCCAUCGACACCACUAUCAUCAUGAAUGGGAGGCAUAUCCAGUGCCGGGGCACCCACGUCUACCGAGGUCCUGAGGAGGAGGGUGACAUGCUGGACCCAGGGCUGGUGAUGACCGGAACCAAGUGUGGCUACAACCAUAUAUGCUUCGAGGGGCAGUGCAGGAACACCUCCUUCUUUGAAACUGAAGGCUGUGGGAAGAAGUGCAAUGGCCACGGGGUCUGUAACAACAACCAGAAUUGCCACUGCCUGCCGGGCUGGGCCCCGCCCUUCUGCAACACACCGGGGCACGGGGGCAGCAUUGACAGUGGGCCCAUGCCCCCUGAGAGUGUGGGUCCUGUGGUAGCUGGAGUGUUGGUGGCCAUCUUCGUGCUGGCGGUCCUCAUGCUGAUGUACUACUGCUGCAGACAGAACAACAAACUAGGCCAACUCAAGCCCUCAGCUCUCCCUUCCAAGCUGAGGCAACAGUUCUGUUGUCCCUUCAGGGUGUCUCAGAACAGCGGGACUGGUCAUGCCAACCCAACUUUCAAGCUGCAGACGCCCCAGGGCAAGCGAAAGGUAAUCAACACUCCUGAAAUCCUGCGGAAGCCCUCCCAGCCUCCUCCCCGGCCCCCUCCAGAUUAUCUGCGUGGUGGGUCCCCACCUGCACCACUGCCAGCACACCUGAGCAGGGCUGCCAGGAACUCCCCAGGGCCCGGGUCUCAAAUAGAGAGGAUGGAGUCAUCCAGGAGGCCUCCUCCAAGCCGACCAAUUCCCCCCGCACCAAAUUGCAUCCUUUCCCAGGACUUCUCCAGGCCUCGGCCACCCCAGAAGGCACUCCCGGCGAACCCAGUGCCAGGCCGCAGGAGCCUCCCCAGGCCAGGGGGUGCAUCCCCACUGCGGACUCCUGGUGCUGGCCCUCAGCACUCCCGGCCUUUGGCAGCACCUGCCCCAAAGUUUCCAGAAUACAGAUCACAGAGGGCUGGAGGGAUGAUUAGCUCGAAAAUCUAGACCUGUCCAAGGGGCUUCUCCCUUUCCUUGAGCUCUCUGGACACUGCAGAGGACACAUGGCCAUGGAACCCUGAAGAAGCAUGUCUGGCCGCCGCCUCUGAUCUCCUCCCACCCUCCUCCAGGAAUCUCCACAUCUCCAAAAAUCUCCUUGUUGACUCAGUGCCUCCUCGGCUUCCUUGGAAGCCCAGAGGGACUACGAUCCAAUGGCUUCUAGGUGUUGUUUUGUGCAAUAUACAGCCCCAGGUAGGGAAGGGAGAGUAGAGGAGGAUGAAUGGCAGCUUCUCCUCCAGACUCCUAGCCCCGAGGUGCUGAUGGAGAUGAUCAAGGCUGGCAAGCCCCUCAGGCCAGCUCAUCCAUUCACUCCUGGGGUGUAGGGCACGCAAAAGAACUUCCCAUUGCUUCUGCUCUCCUCAGAGGUCCCGGGCUGGACAGAGGCUGGUACUUACCCACCCCUUUUAGCUUUUAGGGAUUAAGGAAGGGUCAAGCCAGCCACUGCUGUGGCUCUGUCCAGGGCUUGGUUGAGGGAACGGCUUCUGGCUGUAUGGCUGCAUGUGACAAGCCAAGUCCCCUCCCACCUCUCCCCAAACCCCUGCAUCCCCAUAUUCACACGGGUCACUCUGACUCAGACAGGUACUAUUCAUAGGCAGUGUAGACAGCAGGAGGAGCCCGGGCUUGGGCUUCCUCUGAGUCGUGAUGCCAAAGGUUGCGACUCCUGACUCUGGAUAAUUUUUAGUUGCUUUUUGUUUUCUCUGCUGCGCUUUCCUGGUGCCCCAUGUUUUUCUCUCUUCCUUCCCCUCUCAUUCCCCUUCUAAGUGUGGUGCUUUGGUGGGCAAACCCUCAGUAGUCCUGACCUUCUGGUGAACAGGUGCUUGUGACCUGCAAGUCAGAGUCCUCUGUCACAGUCGGCCACUGGAUUUCCCGCAUUGGCUCUCAGGAGUGUGACCAGAGUAGACUUGGGGCAUGGCCAUUGUGGUCAUAUGUUUAUUUUUCAUUGUGUUUUGUGACCUCAGCAGGGUGGGGGUCUUCUUCCUUAACUCUCUGAGCUAAAUCUAGGUGAGGUCCCACUUAGGAAGCCCAGCUAUUUACAAAGUACACAUGAGGGAGCCAGCCUGCCCUAGUGGCUGGUCAUUGACUUCGGGCUGGACCGUUGCCUUCUGAGCAGAGAACAGACCCAUUUCUGGGAGCUGCCUGAGAUCACUGGAGGAGGCAGCCAGCAACAGCUGGGCUGGAACAGUCAGAGCUGGGAGCCUGUUCCUCAACUCAGCUUUUUGUCAUUCACUGCCUUUUGUUCUCUCUCUGGUCACUGCCCUUACCUGACCCUCACAGAAAGAGAGCUCUGAGCAGGUGAGGGCCUCUGCGGUGGCUCCUGUCUUCCCUGCAGCAGGGAGGGAGGGCCAUGUGGUGCUUUGCUAGAUAGGACGGUUUUUGCAAAGCACCUGGAGAUGUUUUCUGGGAGAUUGACUCCCACCCCACAAAGGUGCUGGGUAGCUCUCUGGACAGGAGCUGGCUUGACUCUCACUCCUCUGAGGCUUUUCUGGGGCCUCCUCCUGUCCUGCCAUGAGCAAUUGUUUGCUCUUGAAAACCUCACUGCAAGGCUGAGGCUGAGCUUCUGGUUCACCACUCCAGGGCCUCCUUAUAGUUCUCUGCAUACAAUAGGUGCUUCUUGGAUGUUCUUGGGUUUGGAAAUAAGUGGAAAAUACGGGCUGUACCCCUGGGGGAAAAGCCUGGGUUGGGUUUAGAGAGAUCUCAGGAAAAUGAGUUUCUCUUCCCUCAGGGUGGCUGUGAUACAGGUUCCCCAUCUCCCUGCCAUGGGCCAUCCUUGCUCCGGAGAUCCAUUCCCCACCUUUCCUGUGGCCUGAUUAAGUCAGGAGACAAUCUGCCAGGCCGGGCGCGGUGGCUCAAGCCUGUAAUCCCAGCACUUUGGGAGGCCGAGACGGGCGGAUCACAAGGUCAGGAGAUCGAGACCAUCCUGGUGAACACAGUGAAACCCCGUCUCUACUA
Molecule: messenger RNA, 4883 nt
Organism: Rhinopithecus roxellana (golden snub-nosed monkey)
Lineage: Eukaryota; Metazoa; Chordata; Mammalia; Primates; Cercopithecidae
Gene: ADAM19
Product: ADAM metallopeptidase domain 19
Exons: 23
Coding region: 126-2882 (918 amino acids)
Biological process (GO): membrane protein ectodomain proteolysis
Molecular function (GO): metalloendopeptidase activity
Source: RefSeq, a predicted model, not a curated record